AUAAUACGAUUCAUUACACAUAACAAAUAACUAUGACACGAGAGUUGUAUAUCCUCCAUGAAAUAAAAUUGUUUUCAGUAUUUAAGUAAUAAAGGAUAAGUGUCAGUGAAUAUUUAAUAAAAAGGAACAGCCUUUAGGCUGAAACAAUAAUCCACCAAAAGAUGAGGGAGGCCGGAAUAAUGUUAAUAAGUACAGCACUGACAUGUGCUGUAAUAGGCAACGCUUAUUAUCAAAGAAAACAGUUUUAUCCAACAGUAGUUCACAUAACCAAAUCCAACCCUAGUAUGACUGUAAUCUAUACACAAGGUUUAAUUCUAGUAUUUAUGAUAAAUGCUUUUCUUCGAAAGAUAUUUUUUGGUACUCUGCGUGCUGCUGAACUUGAGCACUUAUUGGAAAAAGUAUGGUAUGCAGUGACUGAAACUUGUCUAGCAUUUACAGUGUUUAGAGAUGAUUUUAGUCCAAAAUUUAUAGCACUAUUUACACUUCUUUUAUUUUUGAAAUCAUUUCAUUGGCUAGCAGAAGAUCGUGUUGAUUAUAUGGAAAGAAGCCCAGUAAUAACCUGGUUGUUCCAUCUUCGAGUUCGCACUCUAUUGGCACUUUUAUUUGUUACAAAUUUAACUAUGAUUCAUUAUGCAUAUAAUACAACAGCUACAAAAGGUCCUUCAGUGCAACUUGUAUUUGGUUUUGAAUAUGCUAUUCUUUUAACUGUUGUAUUCAACAUUACUGUAAAGUACAUAUUGCAUAUAAUAGAUCUGCAAAGUGAAAACCCUUGGGACAAUAAGCCAGUAUAUUUAUUAUAUACAGAAUUAAUAACUGGACUAUUAAAGGUUAUUUUGUAUGUUGCUUUUGUCACACUGAUGGUUAAAUUAUAUACUUUACCUUUGUUUGCACUUCGUGCAAUGUAUUAUACAAUGAGAGAUUUUAAAAAAGCUUUCCAUGAUAUUGUAAUGUCUCGCCGUGCUAUUAGAAAUAUGAAUACAUUAUAUCCAGAUGCAACACCAGAGGAACUAGCUGCUGCUGAUAAUGUGUGCAUCAUAUGCAGAGAGGAAAUGGUAGCAGCAAGUAAAAAAUUACCAUGCAAUCAUAUAUUUCAUACUGCCUGCCUUCGUUCUUGGUUUCAACGUCAACAAACCUGUCCCACUUGUCGCCUAAACAUUUUAAGACCUGUUAACAAUAAUCAAGGAAAUAGACAACAAAAUCCACCACAGGCAGGACCACAAAUACGUCCAGCUCUUCAAGUUCUACCAGCAGUUUGGGCCGGAAUGCAAGCUCCGGGAGUUCCGCCACCAUUACAACAACAACAGCAACAACAACAACCACAAGGUUCAGGUGCUGCGAUGCCGCAACAGCAAGGACAAAAUAGUGCUUCGAAUACUGCAUCAACAUCAUUUCAAAAUUUGGCUGCCAGUGGUGUACCAUUGUUUCCACCACCAUUUCCUACAAUGGUACCGUUACCUCCUAUUCCCACACCGCCACCGAAUCUUACAGAAUUGAGCGAAGAAGAACUUAGGGCAAUGGAGGGUAAUUUGCGACAAGCCGUCGAAGCUAGAAUACAAACAUUACAAAGAGUUCAGCUUCUACUAGAUGCUGCUAAUGCUAUGAUGAACCAAUAUCAAACAGCAGCUUCUACUGCUAACAUUCCCGUGCCAACUGCAACGAGUAGUACGAAUGUUACAACGGACAUUUCUUCAAUGGCAAAGCAGGGAACGUCGAAAAGUGCAAAUCCUGAAGUAGAUAAUGAACAAACGCAAGUUAAAACUGAGACGAAUGUUCCUACUGCAAAUUCUUCCAGUGAUAAUGUGAAUACAUUAUCAGGCACAAAUGGUAAUGAUGCAACUCCAGAAUCAUCAAUUACAGAAUCUUCAAGUGAACAAGAGAUGCUACGAAGACGUAGGUUACAAAAAUUUUCAGCUCAACUUACAGCAGAGUAAAUGUUCUUAAAAUUAUCUGAUAAUUUGUGUAAUAUAAUUUUACCUUGAUUAAUA
Habropoda laboriosa is the source of this 1985-nucleotide messenger RNA. It is a transcript of the gene sip3, whose product is annotated as E3 ubiquitin-protein ligase synoviolin A. The record is from RefSeq and is a predicted model, not a curated record. Bases 162 to 1931 code for a protein of 589 amino acids. The transcript has 9 exons. NCBI's taxonomy places the organism in Eukaryota, Metazoa, Arthropoda, Insecta, Hymenoptera, Apidae. Gene Ontology annotation, cellular component: cytoplasm.